Molecule: messenger RNA, 1533 nt
Organism: Microthlaspi erraticum
Lineage: Eukaryota; Viridiplantae; Streptophyta; Magnoliopsida; Brassicales; Brassicaceae
Source: the annotation of a GenBank genome assembly
AUGCCAUCGGCACCGUCUCCAGCUGCUCACGUUGCCUCGAGAGGUGAUGAUCUUGUGGAAACUCUGCCGCCUCCCACCAUAGCCGUCCCCCCAUCUCUCCCCAUCUCCGCCUUGGUCGGGGACUACUCACCAUCAGAGAGUCCCUCCAACGGGCGAUUUACUCCCUCCGACGGGGAAUUUACUCCAAUUUCAUCUCCAUCAUCUGACACCCCAGAUGAUCUUCUAUCGCCGGCGCCGUCUCCCUCUCCCGUCGGAGUAUCAACGGUAGCGGUGGUUGGAAUCGUUAUCGGUGGAGUCGCUGUGCUUGUGCUUGUGGUAUUGACUUUGGUUUAUUUCCUUUAUAAAAAGAAACGAAGAAGAGACGAUGAAGCACCUCCUGCUCCCAAAGAAAACAAGAACGCAAUGUUCGGUGGACAGGAGCAACAAAUGGAAUCACAAGUGUCAGAACACGAAAAGACGUCACUGCCACUACCACAGCCUCCCACUCCACCUCAACUACCUCACCAGCCUCCUCCACCACGGCCUUUCAUGAGCAGCAGUGGUAGCUCUGAGCCAAACUAUUCGGAUCUUCCAGCUCUCCCUCCACCAUCUCCAGGCAUCUAUCAAGGCACUUUCGGUUACGAGGAGCUGGCAAGAGCCACUAAUGGCUUCUCUGAGGCCAAUUUGUUAGGACAAGGCGGAUUCGGAUAUGUGUUCAAAGGUGUAUUGCCUAAUGGACAAGAAAUCGCUGUGAAACAGCUGAAAGCAGGGAGUGCUCAGGGAGAGAGGGAGUUUCAGGCAGAGAUAGAUAUCAUUAGCCGAGUACAUCAUAGGCAUUUGGUUGCUCUUGUCGGAUAUUGCGUCGCCGGUGCUCAAAGAUUGCUUGUUUAUGAGUUUGUUCCCAACAACACUCUCGAAUUUCACCUCCAUGGGAAGGGACAGCCUCCGAUGGAAUGGAGCUCGAGAUUGAAGAUUGCUGUUGGUUCUGCCAAAGGAUUGUCUUUUCUUCAUGAAAAUUGCAAUCCUAAAAUCAUUCACCGUGAUAUCAAGGCGGCAAACAUAUUGAUUGAUUUCAGUUUUGAAGCAAAGGUUGCUGAUUUUGGUCUUGCCAAGAUUGUUCCUGAUACAGACACUCAUGUAUCUACACGCGUGAUGGGAAGCUUUGGGUAUUUGGCUCCAGAAUACGCUGCAAGCGGAAAGCUCACAGAAAAGUCUGAUGUUUACUCAUUUGGCGUUGUACUUUUGAUGCUAAUCACCGGACGUCGCCCUUUUGGGGCAAACAAUGUCCAUGCAGCAGAUGAUAGCUUGGUUGAUUGGGCACGACCCUUGCUUGACCAAGCAUCUGAGGAAGGAGACUUUACGACUGUGGCUGAUACAAAGCUGAAUAAUGAAUAUGACAUAGAAGAGAUGGGUCGCAUGGUUGCUUGUGCUGCAGCCUCUGUUCGCCAUUUAGGUCGUCAGAGACCUAGCAUGGACCGGGUUGCGAGUGUGCUAGAAGGAAGCAUGUCGCCGUCAGAACUGAAGGAAGAGACUACACCGGCGGGUCGUACGUAG